Rhododendron vialii is the source of this 1329-nucleotide messenger RNA. RefSeq names its product 2-oxoglutarate-dependent dioxygenase 19-like. NCBI's taxonomy places the organism in Eukaryota, Viridiplantae, Streptophyta, Magnoliopsida, Ericales, Ericaceae. The coding region runs from base 46 to 1149 and encodes 367 amino acids. The transcript is spliced from 4 exons. The record is from RefSeq and is a predicted model, not a curated record.
UCUCCUCACUCCACAAACUCUCUCUCUCUCUCUCUCUCCCCAAAAAUGGCCCCAGCAACUUCUUCACUGUUUGUUGAAACAUCAACCGACACGUCACCGGCUGAUGCAACAAAGCGAAUAAGCGUCAAGACGCUGGUGGAAUCACCUGGUCUCACGUCCAUUCCUUCGAACUACUCCUACUCCACAAAUCCUGAUGAAUCUGCUGGUUCAAACCCUGAUGAAGAUACAUUCCCCAUCAUCGAUUUUUCGUUGCUCACAUCUGAUGAUCCUCAUCAACGCUCCAAAACCAUCCAAGACCUCGACAGAGCCUGCCAAGACUGGGGUUUCUUCAUGCUGGUGAAUCAUGGGGUGUCGGAGAGGUUGAUGAAGGAAGUUCUGGAAGGUUGCAAGGAAUUCUUCAAUCUGCCGGUGGAGGAGAAGAUGGAAUUUGCAGGGAGGGACAUAUGGCAGCCGAUCAGGUUCGGCACCGGGGUUGAUGUUAAGGUUGAGAAAUUCUUCUUCUGGAGGGAUUUCUUGAAGGUGAUUGUGCAUCCUCAGUUUCACUUCCCCAACAAGCCCAAAGGUUUCAGUGAGGUUGCACGAGAGUACUGCAAAAGCACUCGAGAGGUGACGACGGAAUUGCUCAAAGGGAUAUCGAAGGGCUUGGGAUUGGAGGAAUGCUACAUAGAGAAGAAAACGAAUUUCGACGCAGGGUUUCAGCUGUUUGCUGUGAACCUGUAUCCGCCGUGUCCGCAGCCGGAACUAGCAAUCGGCAUCCCCGCACACACCGACCACAGCCUCUUGACCCUCCUCAUAGAGAAUGAAAUCGGAGGCUUGCAGAUUCAGCACAACGGAGAGUGGUUCAAUGUGAAUUCAAUUCCUAAUUCCUUCCUGGUUAACACUGGCGAUCACCUUGAGAUAUUGAGUAAUGGGAGGUACAAGAGCGUUUCUCACCGGGCAGUUGUUAACAACACCGCUACAAGAAUAUCCAUAGCCGUACCCCAUGGACCGUCGCUCGAAACCGCGGUUGGCCCGGCCCCGGAACUGGUAGACGGUGAAAACGGCCGUCCGGCAAUAUACAUGCCUAUGAAGUUCAAGGAUUAUCUCGAACGUCUACUCGAGGGGAGGCCCUGCAACUUGGAUCAUGUUCGAGUUCCAGUUGCUGAGUAAGAAUAUUGAUGAGUAAAUCUAUUUGUCCGAUGGGCUUGUGAUGAAUGAAUUGGCGAUUCAAAAAAAAGAAGCACAUAACUAUUAGAUAGGAAUAAAGAAAGAAAUUUGGUACAAUAAAUUUGUUGGAGAAUUAUAUGUACCCAUCGAUUACGAGAAAAUAAAAUGUUUGAUUGAUAUGCA